AUGAAAAAUAGAACAUCAGUGACCAACUUCAUCCUCCUGGGUCUGACUGAUAAUCCAGAAAUACAGGUUGUAAUUUCCUUCUUUCUAUUUCUCACAUACAUACUGAGUGUUACUGGAAAUCUCACCAUCAUCAUUCUUACCUUGAUGGAUUCCCACCCGAAGACCCCUAUGUAUUUUUUCCUGAGGAAUUUCUCCUUCUUAGAAAUUUCAUUUACUUCUGUCUGUAAUCCUAGAUUUUUGAUCAGCAUCCUAACUGGAGACAAAUCUAUUUCCUACAAUGCUUGUGCAGCUCAGCUGUUUUUCUUUAGCUUUCUGGGCUCAACGGAGUUUUUUCUUCUGGCCUGUAUGUCCUAUGAUCAUUACGUGGCUAUCUGCAAGCCUCUACAUUAUACAAGCAUCAUGAGUAACGAGAUCUGCUACCAGCUUGUAGUCAGCUCUUGGCUGGCUGGUUUCUUGGUAAUCUUCCCACCACUGGCCAUGGGCCUGCAGCUGGAUUUCUGUGACUCCAAUGUCAUUGACCACUUCACCUGUGAUUCUGCUCCUUUACUGCAAAUCUCUCGCACAGACACGAGUACUCUAGAGCUCAUGAGCUUUGUUUUAGCUGUGCUUACUCUUAGGUCCACUUUGAUGUUAGUAAUCCUCUCCUACUCUUACAUCUUUAGAACAAUUCUGAAAAUCCCUUCAGGUCAACAAAGAAAAAAGCCCUUCUCAACUUGCUCCUCCCAUAUGAUAGUUGUCACUAUCUCUUAUGGAAGCUGCAUCUUCAUGUAUGUGAAAACAUCAGCAAAGAAAGGGGUUGCUUUGACAAAAGGUAUAGCUAUGCUCAAUACCUCUGUUGCUCCUAUGCUGAAUCCAUUUAUUUACACUUUGAGGAACCAGCAGGUGAAACAAGCAUUUAAGGAUGUUGUAAGAAAGACACUUUUUUCAAAAACAUUGAUCUGA
Molecule: messenger RNA, 942 nt
Organism: Leptonychotes weddellii (Weddell seal)
Lineage: Eukaryota; Metazoa; Chordata; Mammalia; Carnivora; Phocidae
Product: olfactory receptor 6C76
Biological process (GO): G protein-coupled receptor signaling pathway
Cellular component (GO): membrane
Molecular function (GO): G protein-coupled receptor activity; olfactory receptor activity
Source: RefSeq, a predicted model, not a curated record